AUGGGUCUCGUUCAAUCAAAAACACAACAAGAACCUAUUAUUUUCUAUAACCCCAAUGUGCCACUUCAAUUUUCUCAAAGUUUGGUAGGAUCAUUAGAGAAAAAAGUGGAACAAUCAACCGAAAAGCAGCAGGAACGUCAUAUAGAACAUAUUGUUCAGCAACGUGUUGCAGAAGAAUUAGAAAAAAUAAAACAAAAAGAAGCUGAAUUAAAAAAAGAAUUCCAUGUUGAAUUAAAAGAACAAAAUGCCGAAAAAGAUGAUUUAAAUGCAUUGGAUAUGAAUGAGGACAUUGAAGCAAUGAUUAAACGAAUUGCUCGAUCUGGAAUAAAAGAGCUUCCCGCAAAAGUGAAGCAAUGUCAAGAUGAAGUGAUUGCUUGUUACAAUAAAAAUAAGUCAAGGUCACUUGAUUGUUGGAAAGAAGUCGAUAACUUUAAACAAGCAGUUGCUGAAGAGCAAAAGAAAUUCGUUGCUGCUCAUCAAAAAUAA
This is a messenger RNA of Cokeromyces recurvatus, 486 nucleotides long. RefSeq lists its product as uncharacterized. NCBI's taxonomy places the organism in Eukaryota, Fungi, Mucoromycota, Mucoromycetes, Mucorales, Mucoraceae. Bases 1 to 486 code for a protein of 161 amino acids. The record is from RefSeq and is a predicted model, not a curated record. The transcript has 4 exons.